AUGCCAUCCGUGGUACUUCAUGUCACGUCGAAACGAAAGACGAUGAAACUACACGGGACAAGUGAGUUCAACAUUUACGCUACACCUGUUGUAUCCGCUAAUGGCACAAGUGUUCUCUAUAACAGCUACGCAACAUUUGUUGAAAAAGGCUCGGAAUUUACCUAUACCCUUGUUGACGGCGUCGCUUACCUAACGACCAAGGACGCUAGUAAUGUCAUGACAGUUCGUUGUGUAUCGCCAAGUGCACUGCCAUUUCACAAGAUCCUGCCGGCUCUUAAUGAUGUUACUCCGAUUGCAAGCGCCUCAAUUGGCAACGAUUUAGUGGAGUGUGCAAGUGGAAGCCUGUUCAACAUGUCGUUUCUCGGUGUUCAAUAUGCCAUUUGUGGGUUGGGUGAAGCUGGUUUCACUGCAUCCAGUAGUAACUUGCACAUUUCUGUGAAAUAUCUCGAUCGACCAGUCAGCAUACCAAAACCUCAGCUAACCGAUCGAUUUGAUGCAUGUGAGCCUAUCGAAAUGGCCACAUUCAUGACGCCUACAGCUUUCGCCUUGAUCACUGGAGGCGAAAUUCCGUCAAGUGUUUCCCGAAGGUUGAAGGAUUUACGGGAUUUACUCAAUGGAAUUUUACCUGAUGAGUAUCACAUGGGCAUGCAAGCGACGGAUUGUACGCCCAAGUCCACACCACGUCCUUGUAUUUUAUUUCAUGGUUCGGGGAAUUCGAAAGAAGAAGAUGAAUUGCAGGACACACCUGUACUUAUCCCGGACAAACUCGGAGACAUACAUGGCCACGCUCCCUUUUGCUCCUCGAUCAAAUAUGCUGUACUCAACACAUUCGACGUCGGGUGGAGGAACGCUACAUUGCAACAGAAGUACUGUAAUUAUGCGCUCUCGAUGAGUAAAACAAGCAACGAAGACACCGGAACAAUUGAAGACACGAUUAUUGUGACGCACUCGAUGGGCGGACUCGUGAUGGCCGGCGCACUUGCCAAUGGAAGAUGCAAAUUAUCAUCGACGACAUCGUGGGUAUCCCUCAGUUCCCCGCUGGCUGGUAGCAUGGCAUCGGAUUAUCUCGCGGAUGCCUGCGAUACUAAAGUCGAAGUUGCUGAGAAGCUAUUCAAGAUAAUUGGCCAGUGUCCGAUAAUGCCGGGGCACGCGUCAAUUUUUCGCCAAGGUGGGAAGCACAUGAAUCCGUCCUUUGACCGGGACUAUACAGCAGCCAAAAAAGCAUAUCGCCUCAAUGUGGAUGCUGUAAUAUGCAGCGACAGUUUUCUGGGUAUCUUUUCAAAGUACCAGGAAGCUCUUGGUCUUGCAGGCACCAUUAUAAAUCACAAAUCGAAGAAAAACGAUGGAUUUGUAGAGUUUCAGAGCUGUUUGGGCGGUCUUGACGAAAGCAAAUUCGGCAGAAGUUACAUGGAUACAUUCUACAGAGCGGAGUUGAAUCACGCCGACACAGCAUUCCUGACUGGUGAUGGUUUUUUUAAAGACUCUCAAAAGCCGAUCAAGUGGUUUGAAUGUCUACCGUUAUAG
Peronospora farinosa is the source of this 1524-nucleotide messenger RNA. NCBI's taxonomy places the organism in Eukaryota, Oomycota, Peronosporomycetes, Peronosporales, Peronosporaceae. The record is from the annotation of a GenBank genome assembly.